Phlebotomus argentipes is the source of this 508-nucleotide messenger RNA. RefSeq names its product small ribosomal subunit protein eS26 (gene RpS26). Gene Ontology annotation, biological process: translation. Gene Ontology annotation, cellular component: ribosome; cytosolic small ribosomal subunit. NCBI's taxonomy places the organism in Eukaryota, Metazoa, Arthropoda, Insecta, Diptera, Psychodidae. The transcript has 2 exons. The coding region runs from base 98 to 448 and encodes 116 amino acids. The record is from RefSeq and is a predicted model, not a curated record. Gene Ontology annotation, molecular function: mRNA binding; structural constituent of ribosome.
CAUAGAAUUCAUAGAAAAUCGCUCUGCUCUGGUGGUGAAACUGUGAAGCUCAGGGAGUUCUUUUACUUCCGGUUGUUUGCAAGUGAAACAUUGAAAAAUGACCAAGAAGAGGCGCAACGGAGGACGCUGCAAGCACAAUCGUGGCCACGUGAAGCCGGUGCGGUGCACCAACUGUGCCCGAUGUGUGCCCAAGGACAAGGCGAUUAAGAAGUUCGUGAUCCGGAACAUUGUGGAGGCCGCCGCCGUGAGGGACAUCAGCGAGGCGUCCGUGUACACCAGCUACAUGCUGCCGAAGCUGUACGCCAAGCUGCACUACUGCGUCUCGUGCGCCAUCCACAGCAAGGUCGUGCGCAACAGAUCCAAGGAGGCCCGGCGCAUCCGCACACCUCCUCAGCGAUCCUUCCCACGCGGCGACAACGCCAGGCCACAGAACCAGAACCGCAAGUGAAGAGCUGUGCGGGGGAUUCUGUGAAGAUAUCCGCAAGAGAGGAAUAAAAGGCAAGACGAA